Molecule: messenger RNA, 330 nt
Organism: Rhinocladiella mackenziei CBS 650.93
Lineage: Eukaryota; Fungi; Ascomycota; Eurotiomycetes; Chaetothyriales; Herpotrichiellaceae
Exons: 2
Coding region: 1-330 (109 amino acids)
Source: RefSeq, a predicted model, not a curated record
AUGCCCGCUCGCCGUGAGAUACGCAUCAAAGACUUUGCUCCUGAAGCCUACGGCGUCGUUUGCAAGCCUUUCAUCGUCGUCCUGGGAACCAAAGAGCAUGAAGACCUCGAGGUUCAUCCGAAGGAACUGAAAAGAUGGUAUGAGGAUGGGGGGUUUUUGGUGCACUGCCUCGACUUCCUCGAGCAAGGAUUCCCCGUAAUUCCGCUUUUCACAGGCAUAUUGUCCAACGGUAGAAGGACUUGGAUCUACGCUGAGGACGUGGCCCCCAUCGGAGGCAAUGAGAACUUCGAGUCUGGUCUGGAAUUCUAUCAUACCAUUGUCUGGAAGUGA